GGUGGUGAUGUGUGUGCCACUGCUUUUUUUUAGUUCAGCUAGGGGACGCAAUGCUUUUUUUUGCCUCUAGAACGUGAGAACAUAAAAGCUGAAGAACUAUAUGUUACUAUGUAACAAAGUCGAUUCACCACCAGAAAUAUGAUUUAUGUACGCACACUAUGGUGGUACGUCUAUGAAUGUAUAACACCUUGUACAUAUUUGUAUUAUAUUGUUGUAGGGGGAGGGGUAAUAAUAUACACACUAAUUAAACAAAUAAUAUACGAUUUAAAUAGUUGACGAAUGCUCAUGUGAUGUGAGGCGAAGAGACAGAAGAAGUCUUCUUCCAUGAAGCUUCAAGGACAUGAUCCCCCUUCGAGCGUUCACAUUACACAAUUUCUAUUUGACGCAGUACACUUAUAUAUAAAUUUAAUUUAUUUCAUUUGGGAAUUUUAAUAAUACUCUAACUAAAUAAGCACGAUGUAUGUAGACUUUUAUCUACACUUAUUGGUUCAAUUAUUAAAAAGGAAGUUAUAAUGUGAAAUUAACAAAAUUUUCAUUUUGAAGUUAUUCAUUGUUUAUUAAUCUUACACUUGCAACGCAAGAAAAUGCAUUAUAAAUCAUAUGGCACUCAUUUAUUUGUAUUCAUGUUUUUAUUUUUGCAAUGUUAAAACAUACAAAACAAAGAAAUUUAUCACAAAAGUCUACUAAAUUUUAAAUUCUGGUUUCAUUGUUCUAGUUGUAAUAUUUUUUUAUCGUCCCUAUUAAAACGGAGAAGUGGUAUUAUUAUCAAUAUCAAAUUAAGUCAGGAAAUAAUUUACUUCUGUUUAGCUAGUUAGUUUAAGAUAAAUAACACAGAUAUGAUUGGAGGAGAGAGUCCAAGGAAUUCAAUAAAAAUUCAAUUAAAAAUUGAUCAUGUUGAAGAGUUGACGCUUUGGAUCCCCUCAAAGAAACUGCACAAAGCCACAAAUGGCUAUAAAUAAAGGGUUUGAUUAAGUAUGUGAAGAAAAAAGCAGACACCAAAAGAAAAACAAAUUUCAAAGAAGAAUAAGAAGGAGAAGACAAAGAUCUUCUUAUAAAUCUAAAAAUGGAGGUUCUUCUGAAAUUACCCACUUCAGAUUCUCUUCUUACGGUUAAAGAUCAUGGAUCUGCUAAAAUACAUGAAGCUAUUAAGGGUGACGGCGACCAUCAAGAACUUGAAUCUGCCAAGGCCGAGAUGAGCGAGGUGAAGCAAGAGAACGAGAAGCUUAAAGGGAUGCUAGAACGAAUUGAGAGUGAUUAUAAAUCUCUCAAACUCAGAUUAUUCGACGUAAUUCAACAUGAACCUUCAAACAACCCUACUCAUCAAAGCGUAGUUGAUCUUCGGACAGAUUUGAGUUCUUUAGAUCAAGAAGGUGAGCUUGUGUCGCUUUCUCUCGGGAGAAGAAGUUCUUCACCGAGUGAUAACACCUCGAAAAAGGAGGAGAAAGCCGACGCAAUCACCAAAGAAGUCAACUCUGACGAAGAGCUGACCAAGGCUGGUUUGACCUUAGGAUUCAAUAACGGCAACGACCGUGAACCAAACAAGAGUUUAUCUAUCGUGGAUAGCUUGGAAGAAGCAAGUAAAGUUACGGGGAAGAGAAGCUCUCCGUCACCACUGGCCUCUGGUGGCGAUGCUGAUGGAGAGGCCGGUCAGCAAAAUAAUGUAAAGAGGGCUAGAGUUUGUGUUAGAGCGAGAUGUGACACUCCAACGAUGAAUGAUGGUUGUCAAUGGAGAAAAUAUGGUCAAAAGAUUGCAAAAGGAAAUCCAUGUCCACGAGCAUAUUAUCGCUGCACGGUUGCACCUGGAUGUCCCGUUAGAAAACAGGUCCAAAGAUGUGCAGAUGACAUGUCCAUACUAAUCACAACCUAUGAAGGAACACAUAGCCAUCCUCUUCCUCUCUCAGCCACCACCAUGGCCUCAACUACUUCAGCCGCCGCCUCCAUGCUCCUCUCCGGUUCCUCCUCCUCAUCAGCCGCCAAAAUGAUCGGAAACAACCUCUACGACAGUUCAAGGUUCAUCAACAACAGCAAAUCCUUCUAUGCACCCACCCUUCAUUCUCCAUUACAUCCCACCGUCACUCUAGACCUCACGGCACCACAACACUCUUCUUCUUCGUCAUUACCUUCUUUAAACUUCAACAAAAUCUCCAACUCUUUCCAAAGAUUCCCAUCCACAAGCCUAAAUUUUUCUUCUAGUUCUUCUUACACUCCAUAUCCUUAUAACAACGUCCAGUUUGGAGGGUCUAACCUAGGAAAAACAGCCCAAAAUAGCCAGUCCUUAACCGAAACCCUAACGAAAGCGCUUACUUCUGACCCAAGUUUCCAUUCAGUGGUCGCAGCUGCGAUCUCAUCUAUGGUCGGAUCCAACGGGGAGCAACAGAUCGCUGGUCCACGGCCUUCUAUUAGCAAUAGCAUUCAACCAACCGCCGCUACAAAUAAUAACAAAGGAUGUGGAGGCUAUUUUAGCAGCUUACUGACGUCCAACCUAAUAACAAACAAUCAAAUGGGUGCGUCUUUGGGUCAACCAUCUUCGCAACUUCCUCCAUUAUCUAUGUUCAAUCAUCCUUCUUCUUCGUCUUCUACGGCUACUUUCGUUAACAAGGACGAGAAAAGCUAGUAUUUGUAUAAGAACGACCUCGGACCUCGUUUAAUUUUUGGGGUGAUUUUUUUUUUUUCAGUUAGGUGUUAGUUGUUACAGUAUUGUAUCAGAAGAUGAUAAUUAAAUGAACAAUUGAUGUUUACAUGUGUUAAAAAAAAUUAAUGGAUAGAUCAACUCAACCUUAAUGUGUACAAUUAAUGGGGUGCAUAUCUUCUAACUUUUGAUUUAAAUUUUUUUGGACAGAUCUGCUAGGUCAACUCAACCUUAGUGGGCCUGAAAUGCGCCUUGGUGAGAAUUCUUUGACAUGUAACCAAAACGUGAAAUAAGUAUGUGAUGCACGUAAAAAGGGUGUGAUUGAAAACGAAAACUUUGAAAACACGAUCCAGUUUUAUCUCCUAACUUCUCUACAAAUCACAAAUUCGUCAGAGUUUCCUAUUUUCGUCUUGUUUUAUCAAAACCAGUAAACCUAUAAAUUCUCACCAGAUAUUCCAUCUUCACUCAUAUUCCAUCUUAACUCAUAUUACUUAUAAUUUACUUCUUGUUUUUUCUUCAGCAUGGCGAGAGUUUCUGUUUUGUUAUGUUUGGUUUUAUUGGUUACAUUAGGAGUCGUGGUGAGUUUCUCAUUUGCACUUAACACGGAAACGACAUUGCAACAUCAGGAGAGCAGUAAGACAGCAACUACACUUGAUCAUAAGAGUACACAUAACGUGCAAGCAGGACAACAGGUCACUGGUGAUCAACAUGGCAUUAAGAAGAAGGGUGAAGAUACCGAUAGUGAAACUGAUACAGAUGAUGAUCAUACCGAUGAUGAUACUGAUGAUGAUACGGAUGAUGAUA
Brassica napus (rape) is the source of this 3433-nucleotide messenger RNA. Its product is annotated as probable WRKY transcription factor 72. Gene Ontology annotation, biological process: regulation of DNA-templated transcription. The coding region runs from base 1064 to 2614 and encodes 516 amino acids. Gene Ontology annotation, molecular function: sequence-specific DNA binding; DNA-binding transcription factor activity. The transcript has 4 exons. The record is from RefSeq and is a predicted model, not a curated record. Lineage: Eukaryota; Viridiplantae; Streptophyta; Magnoliopsida; Brassicales; Brassicaceae.